UAAUCAAGAGGAGAAGCUCUCGAUCGAGCAGCAACGAUGGUCAGGGCGCUGGGUAUUGCUGCGGCAAAGGGUUUCACCGCCGGUUCCAUGCACUAUACGCCCAGGGGCGUCAUCUGUCUAGCUUUCGCCUUCGUGGCCGCGGUUGCCAUCGUCGCCGUCGCCGUGUUCGGCUGCGCCGGCCACAAGAGCUCCGGCGGGAAGAAGCCUAGACGUGGUCAUGGUGGCUCCUAUUGGGCAACAGGAGCAGGCGCAGGCGCCGGCGGCUACGUUGGAGACAGCGGUGGUGGUGGUGGAGGCUGUGGUGGCGGUGGAGGCUGUGGAGGCGGAGGCGGCGGAGGUUGCUGAGGAAGGACAUCAUACUGCAAGACCCAUGAUAUUGUUUCGAUAAAUUUCACUUUAUUCAAAUAUAUUUGUAAAUAAUACUUUCAUUUUCGAAGAUGUUGUAAAUGCAUGCUCAUUUGUUUACAUAUUCACAUUCAUCCAUAUAUGAUCUAUCAUAUCAUUGUUGGAA
This is a messenger RNA of Hordeum vulgare subsp. vulgare (domesticated barley), 511 nucleotides long. Its product is annotated as glycine-rich cell wall structural protein 1-like. The record is from RefSeq and is a predicted model, not a curated record. Bases 37 to 345 code for a protein of 102 amino acids. The transcript has a single exon. NCBI's taxonomy places the organism in Eukaryota, Viridiplantae, Streptophyta, Magnoliopsida, Poales, Poaceae.